GGACACAGAGGACAGACGCUUUUUAAUUUUCAUCAUGCCGAGAAAAAAGGAUGUGGCUGCAGUGGAAGAUGUCGGGAUAGAAGUAGACGCUGAUUUGAGUGACAGUGGUGAUGAUGCCGCCAAGAGAAGAGGAAACAAGAGGCAGGCAGGAGGAAGAGGAGGUGCAAAGGGAAAAGGCCGAGGGAAAAAGGCAGCCAGCGAGGAGGAAGAUGAGGAUGAGGAAGACGAUGCUCCAAGGGGACGCAGAGGAGGAAACAGGAAGCCCAACAAGAAACGCGGUGGUGGCGAUGAUGAGGAUGAGAGCGAGGACGAUGCUCCCAAGAGGAGGCGAGGAGGAGCAGCCAAUAAGAAGAAAGGAGGCAAAGCUCAGGACAGUGAUGAGGAGGACAGUGAUGCGGGGAAAGGAAAGAAGGGCAGGAGGGGAGGAAAGAAAGGAAAAAAGGAUGAGGAUGAUGAUGACGAUGAAGAGGAGGACAGUAAGAAGGGAAAAGGGAAGGGCAAGGGGAAAGACAAGGACGAUGACGACAAGAAGAAAAAGAAGAAGACUGACGGCAGUUCCUCUAAUUCCAACUCUGAAGCUGAGGGGGGUGAGGGGGAAGAGGAGUCCAUGUCAGAGGGAGAGAUGGCCAGCCUGAUGGAGGAGGUGGAGGAGAAGAAGAAACUGAUUGCAGACAUCAGGAACAAGCCGUGGAGGAUGAAGCGCCGGCUCACGCACCUGAAGGAGGCUCAACGAUUCGUGGAUAAGUUUGAAGGAGCUUUGGGGAAAGGAAAAGGCAGGAAGUGGUAUGCCUACAAAGUGAUGAUGAUGAAGAAAUGGAUCAAGUUCCAGAGGGAUUUUGAGAAUUUCAGAACAGCCUGUAUCCCCUGGGAGAGGAAGAUCAAAGAGGUGGAAAGUCACUUUGGAUCAUCUGUGGCGUCUUACUUUAUUUUCCUGCGCUGGAUGUAUGGCAUGAACCUGGUCCUUUUUGGUUUCACUUUUGGACUUGUGGUCCUCCCUGAGGUUCUGAUGGGCCUUCCCUAUGGGUCUAUACCCAGAAAGACUGUACCCAGAGCAGAGCAGCAUUCCGCUCAGGACUACUCUGUCCUCAUGGACUUCAAUGGCUACUGUAAAUAUUCAGUCCUGUUCUACGGAUACUACAACAGUCAGAGGACCAUCGGCUUGCUCAAGUACAGGCUGCCUCUGUCCUACCUCAUGGUUGGGAUCGGCACCUUCGGUUACAGCCUGAUGGUCGUGAUCCGCACAAUGGCCAAGAACGCUGAUGUUGGUGGUGGAGACGGAGAUGAAGGAGAAUUCACAUUUGCCUGGAAGAUGUUCACCAGCUGGGAUUACCUGAUAGGCAAUGCAGAGACUGCUGACAACAAGUACGCCUCCAUCACCACCAGUUUUAAGGAGUCCAUCGUGGACGAGCAGGAGAACCAGAAGGAUGAGAACAUUCACCUGAGGAGGUUCCUCAGAGUCCUGGCUAACGUCAUGAUUAUCUGCAGCCUUGGUGGUAGCGGAUACCUCAUCUAUUUUGUGGUCAAGAGGUCUCAGGAGUUUGCCGCCAGGGACGACCUCAGCUGGUAUGAGAAGAACGAGUUGGAGAUCAUUAUGUCUCUGCUGGGUCUGGUGUGUCCUCCUCUAUUUGAGACCAUCGCUGAGCUGGAGAACUACCAUCCUCGAAUUGCCCUCAAGUGGCAACUCGGACGCAUCUUUGCCCUCUUCCUCGGAAACCUCUACACAUUUCUCUUCGCCCUGUUUGACGAGGUCAACACCAAGCUGGAAGAAGAAGGGGCCAUUAAGAAUGCCUCCAUCUGGGCCAUGAAGGAGUACUAUGCCAACUUCACAAAUAUGUACAACGACUCUGAGUCCACCCCACCCCCCAUGAACCCUGCUGAUGUCAUCAGAGGACCCUGCUGGGAGACAUUAGUUGGCAUAGAGUUUGUGAAGCUGACAGUGUCGGACAUCCAGGUGUCCUACCUGACCAUCCUGAUUGGUGACUUUGCCAGAGCUGUCAUUGUUCGCUUCCUCAACUACUGCUGGUGCUGGGACUUGGAGGCUGGGUUUCCGUCAUAUGGAGAGUUUGACAUCAGUGGUAACGUACUUGGAUUGGUCUUCAAUCAAGGGAUGAUCUGGAUGGGUGCGUUUUAUGCUCCCGGGCUGGUUGGCAUCAACGUGCUCCGCCUCCUCAGCUCCAUGUACUAUCAGUGUUGGGCCGUGAUGUGCACCAAUGUGCCCCAUGAGAGAGUCUUCAAGGCCUCCAAAUCCAACAACUUCUACAUGGGUCUGCUGCUCCUCAUCCUCUUUCUCAGUCUGUUACCUGUUGUCUAUACCAUCAUGACCCUGCCGCCUUCAUUUGACUGCGGACCCUUUAGUGGGAAGCCGAAAAUGUUUGACGUUAUCAUGGAGACGAUUGACAUGGACCUGCCAGCAUUCAUGGGGACGCUCUUCAGCUACGCAGCCAACCCAGGCCUCAUCAUACCAGCUGUACUGCUCAUGGUACUGGCCAUUUAUUAUCUGAAAUCAGUGUCUGAGGCCUACCAGAACGCCAACAAUGAGCUGAAGAAGAAGAUGCAGAUGGCUCGAGAUGAAGAGAAGAACCGGAGGAACAACGCGGACAGCACUAACCAGGUCUUGAAAGACCUGGAAGACCUGCUGCCGAACAAAUCCCUUGCUCCUCCGCCUGAACCUGAGCCAGAGCCGGAACCAACUCCGACUAAGACGAAGCCCGGGUCAGCCGGUAAAGGCGUUAAGCUAGAAAAAGAUGUGGCUCUGGCAUCAGCCAACCCCAACACUCGAGGGCCAGUGAACCGAGCGCCAGGGCCGAGAGGACCGCCAGGUCAGGGACCAGGACCAGGCCGAGGCCGUGGCCCUCCUCCGAGAUAACACUGCGAGGAAAAAAAUCACAGUCCUUGCAAGCUGUGUUCAUCCCUCAGACAAUCUCUUCAUUUCACAGCUGGAGACAUAAACAGGCACAAAAACAAGGUGUUGAGAUUGUUACAAGAGCCUUCAUCAGGUUUUCAUAUUUUCUUACUGACGUCAACAACAAUUCUACCAGAGGUAAUUUUUGAAAACUGCAGCUGCAUAAUCUGUAACUUACAGUACCAUUUCACAACACACUGCAGUAAAAACCUCAAUUUAGUCUUGAGUAUCUCAUGAUUCAUGAAGGAAGAUUGUGUUGUUGCUCCAUGUUUAGGUUAAAGGUGGCAGACUUUUGAUCUUGUACGUAAUGUUAAUUAUUAUUAAUUUUAAUAACU
Messenger RNA from Larimichthys crocea (large yellow croaker), 3237 nucleotides. RefSeq names its product transmembrane channel-like 2a (gene tmc2a). The coding region runs from base 35 to 2866 and encodes 943 amino acids. Gene Ontology annotation, biological process: detection of mechanical stimulus involved in sensory perception of sound; vestibular reflex. NCBI's taxonomy places the organism in Eukaryota, Metazoa, Chordata, Actinopteri, Sciaenidae. Gene Ontology annotation, cellular component: plasma membrane. Gene Ontology annotation, molecular function: mechanosensitive monoatomic ion channel activity. The record is from RefSeq and is a predicted model, not a curated record. The transcript is spliced from 20 exons.